GCGAUAACUCCUUGUGUGAUCCUGCGUCUCAGUCAAGGGCACACACUUGUGGGCGCGGCUUCAGUGACGGGAGGGCGGGGCCUGGAGGCGCGGUGCUUGGCGGGAAGGAGCGUAGUGACCGGUGUGAGAGCCGCACGUGCAGGAAGGAUGAGCAAAGCGAGUCCAUGGGGGAGUCCGAUGAGGGCCCCGGCCUGUAUGGAGACCCAGCUGGGGGCGGUGCGGUACCGAAGAGAUGGCGCCAUGCUUCUCUCAGCCUCUAGCCUGAAUUCGCGGACAUGGGGAGGUUCCAUUUGGGUUUUCAAAGAUCCCACAGAAGCCCCAAAUGAAAGCCAGUGUACAGCUGGGGUACAGACAGAGACCGGCGUAGCGGAUGUAGCCUGGGUGCUGGAGAGCGGGAUCCUUGUCGCUUCAGAUUCCGGUGCGGUGGAGCUGUGGGAGUUGCUGGACAAUGAAUCUCUCCUUGCCAAUAAAUUCACCAAAUAUGAACAUGAUGACGUUGUCACAACACUUGGCGUCUUUACUGGAGGGACACUCGCGGUGAGUGGAAGCAAGGAUUUCAGUGUGCAUAUCUGGGAUCUCCCGCAGAAAACACUACUGAAGUCUUAUAAAGCACAUUCUGGCCAAGUGAAUUGUGUGUCCACGUGCCCUGGCAAAGAGACAAUAUUUCUCUCCUGUGGUGAGGAUAAUAGAGUGCUACUGUGGGACACAAGGAACCCUAAGCCUGCUAAGUGCAUUAAUGUCUGUGCUCCAAAUGUCUCCCCUACAUAUGUGACCUGGCACCCUAACAAAGAUGACGUUUUUGCUUGUGGUGAUGAAAUAGGAAAUGUAUACUUUGUAAAUUUAAACAAUCUAGAAUCUACUCGGGCAGUAGCAGCACAUUCCAGAUCUGUAACAGGGCUGGCAUACUCCAGCCACAGUUCUCCAUUCUUGGCAUCAAUCAGUGAAGAUUGUUCUGUUGUGGUCCUGGACUCUGAGUCUAAUGAAAUUUUCAAAGAUCAGUCCCACAAAGACUUUGUAACAGGAGUGGCUUGGUCUCCUACUGAUAUCUCAAGCUUUACUACUGUCGGGUGGGACCACAAAGUUCUUCAUCACAGCCUUCCUAAGGAGGACAAGCCAGAACCUCCUGCUGCAACAAAAGAUUAGAUUUAUCAAAUGCCCUUUAUUGUACAUUAUUGGAAUCCCUGUCUUGAUAAUUUAAUAGGUUGUCAGUGCUUGAGGUUACAGACCAAAACUUUUUUGUACUGAUACCUGGUCCUCAUGGCAACACUUUUCUGAUUGUGUUGUCAGGAGGUCAUUCACUAUCUAUAUUAGUGUUUUUAUCAUGUAUUAUCUCUUUGCACAUUGAUGCAAGCAAGGAUUUGGUUAUACCCAAUGCCUCUGUAACAAUGCUGAACCAAGAGAACACAAAUCUACAAGUGUUUUUGUUCAGGAGGUUAU
Molecule: messenger RNA, 1437 nt
Organism: Hyla sarda
Lineage: Eukaryota; Metazoa; Chordata; Amphibia; Anura; Hylidae
Gene: WDR77
Product: WD repeat domain 77
Exons: 10
Coding region: 148-1143 (331 amino acids)
Biological process (GO): oocyte axis specification
Cellular component (GO): methylosome
Molecular function (GO): protein binding
Source: RefSeq, a predicted model, not a curated record